Molecule: messenger RNA, 3577 nt
Organism: Mytilus trossulus (common blue mussel)
Lineage: Eukaryota; Metazoa; Mollusca; Bivalvia; Mytilida; Mytilidae
Exons: 13
Coding region: 195-3041 (948 amino acids)
Source: RefSeq, a predicted model, not a curated record
AACCAUUUGAAUACAGAUCGGGAAGUUUUUACCCUCGACUUGGACUGAAAUGCUAAAUUAAUUGUUAUUUUAUAGUUGUGAUUAAUUUUUUGAAAAUGUGAAUUUGUCAGAAAAAAAUGGGAUUAAUUUUCCGCACCAUAACAUUCUUCUAAAAUGGAGAUUAAAAUAAGGUUUUCAAUAUAAAAAAAAUAAAAAUGGAAUGUCAACAUAUCAAAAAUGGAGGAUUGUAUUUUGUAAUUAUUCUUUUGGUAGCUGUUGUUUGUAGUGAUGGCGCCUGUACAUUUCCGUCCGCCCUGAAUGGUGAUUGGUAUAGUAGUAAUGGGGGAGAGUUGACAUUCACAUCAAAUACAUUUUCUAAUUUCAAAGUUGCAUCAUUCGGUACUUUUACUUUUACUUGUGAAAUGAGCAGUGGCACGCAAUAUGUAAGCAGUUCAGAAGUAUUUUACGUGUUUGCCCUCCCAUUUGUUGCCUACAUUUGUAUGGAUUUAACCGCCCUUUCAGGAUACAAGUAUCGCUACUACCAGGCAACAACACAACUGAAAGACGCGGAAUACGCCAGAUUAAAGAUCUACCUAAAUAACACAGUGACGGUCUCCGACAUCAAUACAAUAUGCGAGCUGACAGACUAUUCAACUUUAAGUUAUCACAUGCUUCUAAAAAAUAACACUAUAUCUAGUCAGAAAAUUCAAUGUCCAGAUUCAUUUCUGGGAACGUUUAAUUAUACCUACGAUACCGGAAGCGGAAAUCUGUGUGCUGCUAGCAGUGGAUUAGACGUUUGUACAGACAAAUCCACAAUGACCUUUGAUUACUCACUAUGCUCCGAGACCCAAGCUUAUUCUGCUGGCGGUAUAGUAAAUUGUUUGUACUCCUCUACGUCAGGAUCUGCGACAUUGCUUCACGUCUUUAACUUAGAUUCUACAACAGAUGAAACCACAUAUUAUAGAUUCACGUGUUAUGUAAUUGAAACAAUUAAUAGCGUUGUGUAUGCUACACAAUAUCCACAGGAUUGUCAUUAUGGACAGAAUGCCACAAAUGUUAAUGCCACUGGUGGAAACUUGGUUCUAACAGCAGAAUCUAUUUGUGUGCCCGAGACAGUAGCUGCAGCUAGUAUAGGAAUCUACAUUGCCAUCGUUAUUCUGCUUCUAAUUAUCAUCAUCGCCAUUAUAUUUGCAAUAUAUAUGUGGAAGAAGAAAAAAGAAGAAGAAAAAAGAAAGAAAAUGGAAGAAGAAGAGAGACGGCUUCGACAGAAUACAAUUAGGGAAAAGAGAGAAAACCCCGAUUUGAGACCGGAAAUGGAUCUUGGACUUCCGGACGAUUCUAAAUAUAACAUCGAUCGUCUAAUAUACAGCGAUGACAAAAUGGUUACACCUUCAAAUAUAGAAAUUGAAAGAUUGAGAUCCCAAGGAUUUGAGGGAUUUGAUGGAUUCGAUGAUGAUUACAUGGACGAUUUUACUCGACAAAAUAUGAUUGAUGCUUCCUUGUUCAUGGACAAGCGUCAGCGCCUUGAUCCUAUCGAUGAGAUGGAAGGCAGUGAAAGAGGAAGCGCGUCUUUUAUGAAAAGAUUCAAGGAACUCGCACGAAGCAGAAUAAAAAGAAAGAAAAGAAAAGGUGGAAAAUCGAAAGGUAAAGGAAAGAAAAAGAGUAAAAAGGACGCUGAUGGCAAUGUUGUGAAAAAGAAGAAAAGGUUAGUCCUUGACCUUGGAACUAUCGAUGCCGAAGAUUGGGAAUCUGACGAAGAUUUUGAUGGAGACGAAAAUGGGGAUGACGAUGUAAACCUACCAGGACAAGUUGAACAUUUGGAAGGAGAAAUGCCUUCUGCGAAUGGAGGAAUUGGACCAGUGUUGUCACAGAGGAAUGUUUUAGCAAACAGAAAAGUUGACCAGGAACCACAAGGCAAAAAGAAAAAGAAGAAAAAGAAGAAAAAGGAAUGUGAUACUGACGAUGAAGAUGUGGAAAUGGAUUUGGAAAUAGCUACGCCAAGACUUAUUCUUCCAAACUUACGCCCUGAAAAUACAGAAACAGAUCAGGAUAAUAAAAAGAAAAAGGGUCUAUCUACAUUGGCGCCACCUGUUACAAAGAGAAAGUCGUUAUCGUCCCUCAGGAGUUUCCCCUCAAUGAGAAGUGCAAAGGUGAAUAAUUGGACACAAGAGCAGGACUUGGAUUUACCGCUUUUCUUUGAAGAUCCGAAAUUAAAAGACCUACCUCCGCUCCAAAGAGUAAAUAGAAAGAAAAAUCCGAAACUAUGGUCCGACAUCCUUGCCAAAUUUGGUGGGGAUUUAAAACUUGGCAAUGACCCAAAUAGGCUUAGAUGGUCGGAAAGUAAAUGGCGUAAUUUAUUGGAGGAGCUUUACACUGACAAAAAAUACUUUGACUAUAUGACAAAAUCAGCGAAACACAACCCCGCAGAAAGAGACGUUGUUGGAGAAGCCAACGAAGGACUUGGUUAUCUGUUGGAUAGAGCUAAUUUCUGGAAAGAGCAAGAACCCAUAUCAGUUCGCCCACCUUCAUGGAGAUCACAUUCUUUUGCACAUUCCGCAAGUUCUCCACGGGGGAAAACCCCAAAGAAAUCGAAAUCUUUCGUAAAUUCUACAUCUGUUAAAACUACAAAUGACACAGUAUCAGAAGAAAGCUCUGGAGGUGAUUCGAAAGAAAAUUCAUCACUUCAAAAAGAGGAAUUGUCACCGAAUGAUAUUUCUACACUCCACAGGGAAAAAUCAAGGCUUUCAAGAGAGAAAUCAAUGAUUAAAAAAGAGAAGUCAAACAUUUCUAAAGAGAAAUCUUCUCUCCAAAGAGAAGUGUCGAAUGUUUCUAAACCAACACAUUCAGUAAGAAGAGAAAGAUCGUUUAUGGAUUCGCCAAAGUCGUCGCCAUCUAAUAACAAUUCUCCGUUCGACAACUCUAAAAGUAACACACCACGAGCGAAAAAAGUUCAUUUGCCAAACAUAGAUGAUGCAAAUAAGGUGUACAAAAUGGACUUAAUGCCGAAAACUCCUUUGACACAAGUUAGAAUAGAUAUUGACAGAGAAGAAUCCAUUCUAUAGUGAUGUUCAUUGUGAAUUGUUCUGGUUCAACUGUGAUAUUUACUGAUAUGUUUUGUAGCGUGAAUUAUCAAUUCCUUGUGGCUGAAGUCGUCAUCAGCAUUUCCAUAUUUGUGACUCAAAUUAAUUGAAAAAACUGUUUUUGAAUCAAAUGAUAUUGUACAGUAUAUUAAACUUGAAAAUAUAUCAAUGAGGUAAAAAAUCACGAAACAAAUAUAUCACCACAAUAAGAUGGUUUACAAAAAUCCUUGACCCCCACUUAUAUAAAAUCUAGCAAUGAAAGACGAAACAUAAUCGAAAGAUACAAAAAAUGCCUGAUAUAUGGAGAAAUAUUCACUUAAACUUAUCCCAAUACAUUCUUAAUAUGUAUGCCUAGAUUUUUGCCUAUUGUUUGUAGAUUUUAAUGAGUGCUCUGAUAUAUGUUUUCUUUUGUAUAUAUAUACAUUUGACCUACAGAUUAAAGGUACUUUCUGUUGUAAACGGAUAUCAAAUAGGUCUAAAUAAUGAUACUGGAAUUACAGCUUAUACUUUCAAAAUUA